AACUGCAGACUGCACGUCGUCGACUUUCUCCCACCACCGUCACACUCUCUCAACACCCGCAACCAUGGCGACCGAGUUGACUGUCCAGAGCGAACGUGCCUUCCAAAAGCAACCUCACAUCUUCCUCAACCACAAGAGGGGCUCCAAGGCCGCGAAAUCCCAGGGUAUCGGAAAGGGUGGCCGACGAUGGUAUAAGGAUGUCGGUUUGGGCUUCAGGACGCCCAAGCUCGCGAUCGAGGGCAACUACAUCGACAAGAAGUGCCCCUUCACCGGCCUCGUCUCCAUCCGCGGCCGUAUCCUCACCGGCACCGUCGUCUCCACCAAAAUGCACCGCACAAUCGUCAUCCGCCGCGAAUACCUUCACUUCAUCCCCAAGUACUCCCGAUACGAGAAGCGACACACCAACUUGGCCGCACACGUGAGCCCGGCUUUCCGUGUCGAGCCCGGCGACCAGGUCACCGUGGGCCAAUGCCGACCUCUCAGCAAGACGGUCCGUUUCAAUGUGCUGCGCGUUCUGCCCCGGACAGGAAAGCAGGUGAAGAAGUUUGAGAAGUUUUAAGGGGAUCACGGAUGGUGUGGGGGGAAGCAAGAGUCGUAUGGUACAAUGGCGAUGGUGCUGGAAAAGUGGCGCACGUCAUGGUUUGGGUGGUUUUGCUCGAUGGCAGGCUAAAUACAGCUAUGCCUCGAGGGGCACCCGGUCAAUAGCCUGCGAUUGAGUUGCAGAUACUACGACGAAACUCAUCACAAGUCUACAAGA
This is a messenger RNA of Neohortaea acidophila, 757 nucleotides long. Its product is annotated as ribosomal protein S17-domain-containing protein. Gene Ontology annotation, biological process: translation. Gene Ontology annotation, cellular component: ribosome; cytosolic small ribosomal subunit. Lineage: Eukaryota; Fungi; Ascomycota; Dothideomycetes; Mycosphaerellales; Teratosphaeriaceae. The record is from RefSeq and is a predicted model, not a curated record. Gene Ontology annotation, molecular function: structural constituent of ribosome. Bases 65 to 559 code for a protein of 164 amino acids. The transcript has 3 exons.